Molecule: messenger RNA, 1581 nt
Organism: Trichoderma reesei QM6a
Lineage: Eukaryota; Fungi; Ascomycota; Sordariomycetes; Hypocreales; Hypocreaceae
Exons: 2
Coding region: 1-1581 (526 amino acids)
Source: RefSeq, a predicted model, not a curated record
AUGCACGUUUCCCUCAAACUGGCCUGCACUUUGUUGUGCUCAGGGGCUGCUGUGACCGCACAAUCACCAGUCGUGAACCUCGGAUAUGCCACAUAUCAAGGCUCGUCAUCUGGUGGAGUUAACAGGUUCCUGGGUAUGCGGUUCGCCGCAGCACCGACAGGAGAUCUGAGAUGGAAAGCCCCAUCGCCCCCUCCCACAGUGUCUGGAGUCCAGUCGGCCUCUCAAUUUGGUCCCGUCUGCAUGGCCGUAAACGCCGGGCCAUCGCCGCAGGGACAGAGCGAGGACUGCCUCUUCGUCAACGUAUGGGCUCCUUCAGGUGCUGGUCCCGACUCCAAGCUACCCGUCUGGGUAUUCAUCCAAGGUGGUGGAUUUGAGAGCUUGGCUUCCGCAGGAACAGAUGGCAGUGGAGCGGUGGCCAACUCGGGAAACAAAAUCGUCUUGGUAACGCUCAACUACCGAGUGGGAAUCUUUGGUUUCCUGGCCAGUUCUCAGAUCCAGGCCAACGGAGUAGCAAACGCCGGCCUCUAUGACCAGCAGGCCGCUCUGCUGUGGGUGCAACAACACAUUGCUCAGUUUGGCGGUGACCCGGCUCAUGUCGUCCUCCAUGGGCAGAGCGCGGGUGCAGAGGCGGCAUCACUGCAGCUCGCUUCAUUUGGAGGCAAGAACCAAGGUCUCUUUGUAGGAGCCAUGUUCGAGUCUCUUCCCGCAAUCACCCAGCCCAAGGUGUCGGAGAUCCAGUUCCAGUAUGAUGCUCUGGUGGGCAAUGCUGGAUGCAGCUCCAGCUCUGAUUCCCUGUCUUGCCUUCGAAGCCUCAGCACUACGGCGCUGCAACGGUUCAACGUGCCCAUUGUCUAUCCCGGAAGGCCGAAUGCUCCAAACUACCCGUAUGUUCCUUGCGUUGAUGGUGUGUUUCUGCAGACCACUGCGUAUGAGGCCUUCCAGACCGGAAAAUUUGUCAAGGUGCCCGUGUUCUUUGGCAGCGUCACGGAUGAGGGAACAACCCUGGGCGCCCCCAACGCGUCAUCGCCCGAAGAGAUCGAGACUUUCUUUCAGAACAACUACCCACGCUUGACGAGUCAGAACACGUCUGCCAUCAUUCAGCAGUAUCCCGAGAACAUCGAACCUCCGUUCAACGGGCAUGCUGCCUGGUUCCCUGCUGCUGAGCUUGCUUAUGGAGAUGUGCUCGUCACUUGUGUUGGGCUCAACUUUGGCAAGUAUUUCGUACAGGCCGGGCAACCAAUCUGGACAUAUCGCUUCAAUGUAUUGACCCAGAGCAACAUUGCAAACGGAGUCGGCGUUCCUCAUGGUUUCGAUCUCGGCGCAGUGUUUGGCGGAGGUUUCGAGGACUCUGACCAAACCAAUGUGGCUCGCCUGCAAGGGAACUACAUAUCGUUUGUCCGGUCGUUGAAUCCGAACACUUUUGCAUUUUCCGGUUCGACUUCGUGGCCGCAAUGGAACGGGCAGGCUGGAGGACAGAGGCUUGUAAUCAACAACAAUAACACAGUUGUUGAGGCUGUCCCGCAGGCUCAGAUGAGUCGAUGUGCGUUUUGGGAGAGUUUGGCUGCCGAACUGGAGACGUAG